Messenger RNA from Diachasma alloeum, 731 nucleotides. Its product is annotated as ribonuclease H2 subunit C. Bases 158 to 565 code for a protein of 135 amino acids. NCBI's taxonomy places the organism in Eukaryota, Metazoa, Arthropoda, Insecta, Hymenoptera, Braconidae. The transcript is spliced from 3 exons. Gene Ontology annotation, cellular component: ribonuclease H2 complex. The record is from RefSeq and is a predicted model, not a curated record. Gene Ontology annotation, biological process: RNA catabolic process.
CUCACGCCCAUACUUUGAGGAAUUGACCAAUAGGGUUGCGAUUUUCAAUUCACGGAGAUCGCCCAUAUUUGAAUUUCGGAGCAUUCGCGGGCGUUGAGGAAGGUUAGAGUUGUGUUGAGACCUGACACGCCUUGAGCAGUGUGUUAUUACUUGAACUAUGUCGAUUCAUCUGGAGAUCAAAAAGGAACACACAGAGAUGAAGGAAGACACUGUGCUGCAGUCUAUUCCUUGCAAAAUUUAUGGGGACACACCUGCCAAUGUUUCGGCGUUCUUCACAUCAUAUAUUAAAAAAACUGAUGAUAAACAUUACGAUGCUUCAUUCAGAGGACACCCUCUCCACGGCAAAGUCAUAUCAGUUCCAGAAGGAUACAAAGGAUUGAUUCUCUACGAGCAGAAAAAACCUGCUAAUCCUAAAGAAGCUAGGAAAUUCGUAUCCACUGGAGGUUUUUCGAAGUUUACAUAUUGGAAUUUCGAUAAAUUACCUUCUAAGAAUGAUGCUAUAGUUUUAGCCUUGGAUUGGAUUGAUAUUGCUGAAGCAGUCCACGCGCCCGAAGAGAAAAGUUGAUGAACAAUCAUAUGUUAAAUCAAAAUAAUUCCUGAGAUACUCCAUGAAGUUUGAAAUGAUAUUUUCGUAAUUCAAUAUUACCAUUUUUUCAUGAAGAAGCCACAAUAUUUAAAACUAUUAUGAUAUACAUCUUCUUGCUAAUAAAGCCACGAUACUUUUAUAAUAA